Messenger RNA from Malurus melanocephalus (red-backed fairy wren), 1190 nucleotides. RefSeq names its product aralkylamine N-acetyltransferase (gene AANAT). The transcript is spliced from 3 exons. Gene Ontology annotation, cellular component: cytoplasm. Bases 1 to 618 code for a protein of 205 amino acids. Gene Ontology annotation, biological process: melatonin biosynthetic process; circadian rhythm; response to light stimulus. The record is from RefSeq and is a predicted model, not a curated record. Gene Ontology annotation, molecular function: aralkylamine N-acetyltransferase activity. NCBI's taxonomy places the organism in Eukaryota, Metazoa, Chordata, Aves, Passeriformes, Maluridae.
AUGUCGGCGCUCAGCGCGUUGCCCUUCCUGAAGCCGGUCCACUUGCGGUCGCCCCGCAGCUCGCCCGGGGGCCAGCGCCGGCACACGCUGCCCGCCAGCGAAUUCCGCUGCCUCAGCCCSGAGGAUGCCGUCAGCGUGUUCGAGAUCGAGAGGGAAGCCUUCAUAUCGGUGUCUGGGGACUGUCCCCUGCACCUGGACGAGAUCCGCCACUUUCUGAACCUGUGCCCRGAGCUGUCCCUCGGCUGGUUUGAGGAAGGGCGGCUCGUGGCCUUYGUCAUCGGCUCCCUCUGGGACCAGGAGAGGCUCAGCCAGGCAGCGCUGACCCUGCACAAACCGCAGGGCUCGGCCGUGCACAUCCACGUGCUGGCCGUGCACCGCACCGUGCGCCAGCAGGGCAAGGGCUCCAUCCUGAUGUGGAGGUACCUGCAGUACCUGCGCUGCCUGCCCUUYGCCCGCCGUGCCCUGCUCAUGUGCGAGGAUUUCCUCGUGCCUUUCUACCAGAAGUGCGGCUUCGAGGCGCUGGGGCCCUGCGAGGUGACGGUGGGGGACCUGGCCUUCGUGGAGAUGCAGCACCCGGUGCGGGGACACGCCUUCAUGCGCAGGAACAGCGGCUGCUGAGCCCCCUGUGCUCCUGCUGCCUGCGGGGACGAGAGGCUGCAGCCCCUGUCCCUCCUCACCCCUCUCCUCCCUCUGCCGCAUCUGCCUUCCAGCCACACCAGCCACACCAGCCCAUCCCUGCAGGGUUGGGGACACAAACUCCUGCCUGCUCUCCUGCUGGGAGCACCAGCUCCYGGGCUCUGGUUCAGCCAGGGCUGUGCUGCAGGACUCUGGGAUGGAAAGGCUUUGCCCUGGGAACAGCUGGGGGCUCUGCUGUUUCAGGGGCACUUCCACCUGCUGUGGGUUUGCUGAGACACCUAGCAGAGCCCUACAAACACACCCCAGCCUGGCAUCCAUCCCACAAUCACGAGUGAGCACAUCACACAAGUGAGCCAAGCCCUCCCUAAGCAGUCCCCACACCCGGCAGGGGUCUGGCAGCCGCCCCCCUGCCCACAGACAUCUUCCCAGACCCCUUGGAGCACAUCCCCAGCCCACAGGGAGCCAGUCCAAACCUCCGUGUCCCAGACCAACAAGUGGCCGAGGACAAGCCUUCUGCAAACACCUCAGGUUGCAGGAAAGCAGUGAAUAAAGAU